GCUCUUCCUCCCCACGUGAGCUGUUUGUGGUGGAUGGUGAACGUGUGGCCCGAUUCAUAUUCACGAUUACUUGAUUGUUUUGUUUGAGCUUAUGGGUAUUGCUAGUGAGACCAUGGAGCUAGUGGAGGAGGACGAGAUGUUCAGCGAGGACUCAGAAGACGAAAACAGCGAAUUGUCAGACAAUGCGCUCCAAGAAGCUUUCGCGAAAGGUUUAUUGAAACCUGGAAUGAAUCUGAUGGUAGAAAAAUCCAAAAGGUUCGUCAACAAUGUGCAAGGCAUGAAACAGGGUUUGUCAGACUUAAGGAAAGACCUUCCCUGGGUGGAGAGACUGGACCUCACCAAUCCGCCUGUUGAGGAUGUCCUCGCUAAGAUUGGGAACAUGCAAAGUGGGAGCAAUGGAGUCGUCAAUGCUGACGAUGAUUUCCAGAGGGAGAUGUUCUUCUACCGGCAGGCACAAGCAACAGUCCUUGAGGCGCUGCCUCUCUUGAGCAAGCACGGCAUUGCCACCAAGAGACCCGACGACUACUUUGCUGAGAUGGCUAAGUCAGAUCAGCACAUGCAAAAGAUCAGGAAGAUGCUGAUUUCAAAGCAGGCGAUAAUGGAGAGGUCAGAGAAGGCAAAGAAGUUACGCGAGCAAAGGAAAUUUGGCAAAAAGGUGCAAGUAGAAGUCAUCCAGAAGAGACAAAAGGAGAAGAAGGCAAUGAUGUCUGCUGUAAAGAACUACCAGAGAGGAAUGACUGACAAGUUGGAUUUCUUGGAUGGAGACCAAAAGGCUCCUGGUAAAGAUGCUUCUCGGAGCUCCAAGAAGGCAUCAUUGAAUAAGAAGGGCCCCAAUGCCAAGAGAAAAUAUAAGGACCAGAAGUUUGGCUUUGGAGGCAAGAAGAGUGGAAAGAAGUGGAACACUAAAGAGAGCCACAAUGAUGUGUCCAGUUUCCGCGUUAAAGUGGCCAAUGCGGCGGGUGGAAAAGGAAAAAAGAAAGACAAAGGAAGAAAACAAAAUAAACGUCCAGGGAAGUCUGUACGCAGAAAGAUGAAGGCUCGCUCAUAAAACACAUCGGGGUUGUUCAGUGGGACUUGAACGUUGCUUCUCGGCUGGAUUUCCUCACAGUUCAUCUUCCUUAAGAACAUUGACUUCUUUGUGACAUUUUGUUCAAACUGCCGUCUGCCAAAGUGUGUGGUUAAGAAGGAACAGCAUAAUCAAUCAGGCCACACCGAGGGAGGAAGACUUCCUUGCUGUGGAGGCUGUUCCUUGAACGUCAGCCCUUUACGAAACACUGUUUGGAUCACACUUGUUAAACAUCAAUAUUCCACGUUAUUUAAAACGUCUAAUUUAGUAGUUAAGACGUUAAACCCAUUUCACUUAUUAAGUCAUAAAGACGGUAUGUACUGUGUUGUGCCAAUCUGAUAUGAUUACACUUAAGUAUCCACACUUACCAUCCCUCCUUAUUUUAACUCGCCGUAGGUUUUUUUUCCAUUUAUAGUUUCUGCUUUUUUUUUUUUUUUUUUUUUACUUGCUUUUAGGAUCAUUGAAUACUAAAUUGCCCAUAGGUGUGUAUCUGAGUGUGAAUUAUUGUUUGUCUAUAUGUACCCUGCAGUUGGCUGGCGACCAGUUUAGGGUGUACCCUGCCUCUCGCCCAGAGUUAAUUUAGAUAGGCGCCAGUACGCCCGCAACCCUAGUGAGGAUAAUCGAUACGGAAAAUGGAUUGAUGAGAGCCUGUCGCUUUUCAUUAGUACGAUUUGUAAUGAGAUGACUACAAUUAAUUUGUAAAGACCAUCACUAUUGCUGUACUAGAAAGUGUAGUGUCACCUUUGGAACUUAAUGGCCAUAACCCAUUGUUUUUGGAGUCUGUGAUUUAUUAUUAAAUAUUUAGGGACUUAAAAACAAAGUUUGAAAAGUCUGUUCAUUUAAACUUGGUUUGACAUUUAAUUAGUUGUAACAUGACUGGAAUUCACAUGAUGGCAGCUUUGAAAUGGGCUACAUUGAUCACGAUAAAGCGCACACACUGCUGAUGACUAAAUCUUGUCUUAUUGACGUGUCAGGGAAAAGCAAACUGCUGCCUAAAGCACAGUAUGU
Phycodurus eques (leafy seadragon) is the source of this 2074-nucleotide messenger RNA. RefSeq names its product EBNA1 binding protein 2 (gene ebna1bp2). Lineage: Eukaryota; Metazoa; Chordata; Actinopteri; Syngnathiformes; Syngnathidae. Bases 92 to 1048 code for a protein of 318 amino acids. Gene Ontology annotation, cellular component: nucleolus; preribosome, large subunit precursor; nuclear periphery. The transcript has 9 exons. Gene Ontology annotation, biological process: rRNA processing; ribosomal large subunit biogenesis. The record is from RefSeq and is a predicted model, not a curated record.